AUGAGUCCUUUCGCGUCCUGUACUGAUCAGGAUAUAAGAGGCAGAACAAGUGCUCCGACAUCCGUGCUGGAGCGGCACCCGAGCGCACCGAGGCCGGAGUUCGAAGACCCUGGCUCCGGCGGCCGCGAGGGUCCGCCGUUUGGCAUGCGCGGCGGCGACGGCGGCGGCGCGCGACGGCGCGGAUGGCCACGGCGCAUGCGCGUGCGAGCCGCAACUUCGUAUGCCGUCCGCGCCGAGCGCCGUACGCCUGGGGAGAAGCCGUACCGCUGCCAGUGGCCGGAGUGCGAGUGGCGGUUCGCGCGGUCGGACGAGCUGACGCGCCACUACCGCAAGCACACGGGCGCCAAGCCCUUCAAGUGCGCCGUGUGCGACCGGUCGUUCGCGCGCUCCGACCACCUCGCGCUGCACAUGAAGCGCCACCAGCCCAAGGCGCCCAAGUGA
Schistocerca serialis cubense is the source of this 441-nucleotide messenger RNA. Its product is annotated as Krueppel-like factor 6. The coding region runs from base 1 to 441 and encodes 146 amino acids. Gene Ontology annotation, molecular function: RNA polymerase II cis-regulatory region sequence-specific DNA binding; DNA-binding transcription factor activity, RNA polymerase II-specific. The record is from RefSeq and is a predicted model, not a curated record. Gene Ontology annotation, biological process: regulation of transcription by RNA polymerase II. NCBI's taxonomy places the organism in Eukaryota, Metazoa, Arthropoda, Insecta, Orthoptera, Acrididae. The transcript is spliced from 2 exons.